AUGUUCGCCGUGAUAUGCGGACCCGGAAGAACGGACUACCUCGUGCUCCCCCUCCUCGCCACCGGCUUCGCGACCUACCAAAUCGACCGGACCAACAUCGCCAGCGCAUUGACUGGAGGCUUCGCCUCGGCCAUCUCCGUCGACCAGAACACCAUCAACCUGGGCAACCAGCUUCUGUUUCUGGGCGUCAUUCUCUUGGAGAUUCCUUCCAACAUGGCUCUACAACGGGUUGGCCCCCAUCGCUGGAUUGGUGCCCAGGUCUUCAUCUUCGGAGUCCUCGCCGCCCUCCAAAUCUUCAUCCGUAAUCGCACAGGGUUCCUCAUCACGCGGGCCGUGCUCGGCCUCGCGGAGGCAGGGUACAUCCCGGCCGCGAUGUACACACUCUCCACCUGGUACACGAAAGAACAACUGACGAAGCGCAUUGCGAUCUUCUUCUUCGGGAUGUUCGGGGGUGCAGCAAUUGCGCCGCUUCUGGGCGCCGCGCUGCUGAAGCUAGAUGGCCGGGGCGGGUUAGCGGGGUGGAAGUGGAUAUUUCUGGUCGAAGGUCUCUGGUCUAUUAUCAUGGCCCUCCUCCUCUUCAUAAGCCUUCCGGACCGCCCUCCCAGUCCCCGGGAAUCCAACUCACCCACAACCCGCAACAGCAACCGCGACAGCGGCAGCAGCAACAGCAGCAGUCUCGACAAGCCCACCCCCGACCAACCUCCCACCUCCGCCGCGAACGAACGCAUCCCCUGGAUCCUCGUCUACAAGACCAUAACCAACACCGCCAAAUGGCCGCACUUCCUCGCCACCGGCUGCGUCUUCGCCACCUGGAGCCCGCUGACCACCUACACCCCCAGCAUCAUCAUGUCCUUGGGCUUCAAUCGGAUCGCAGCCAACGCCCUCGCCGCCAUCGGCAACCUCAUCACCCUCCCGGUCAUCUUUCUCUUCGCCUGGCUGAGCGACGCCACCGGGAAGAGGGGGUGUGCCGUCCUCCUCGCCAUCGGCAGCUACCUCAUCGCGCUGGUGGUGCUGCGCGCUGUGCAGCCGCAUGUGGGACGGUGGGGGCAUGUUGGACUGUGGACGAUGGUCAACGGGUUGGCGGUCGGGUAUCACCCUGUGCAUAAUGCGUGGAUUCAGGUGAAUUGUGGUUCGGCGGGGGAGAGGAGUAUUAUUGUUAUGUCUGCGACCGCGGGGCUGAUGGCGGGCAGCCAGAUCUUCCGGGCGGGUGAGGCGGAUGAUUUUUAUCCGAGGGGGUUGGUGAUUAUGAUUGUGCUGGUGGCGGUGGGGUUUGUGUUGGUGGUCGUGCAGAUGGGGAUAUAUCGGUUUACUGAUGGAAAGAAAGGUAGGCCAGUGGAGCAAGAGUGCUGGGAAUAGUGCAAUUACCUCAAAACCCCAGUCUCGUUCCCUGCGGCUUUCAGCUAUCAUGAUGACUUUAGACAAUGCGAGAGGGGAUUCCUCGGAAAUUGGCCUCGUCCGAUCCUGCACGACACGGUCUAAGUGCAACCAACCUCUGUUGGGAGUGGUCCUCUCGGGAGAACAAGACGCGAG
Aspergillus brunneoviolaceus CBS 621.78 is the source of this 1530-nucleotide messenger RNA. Its product is annotated as MFS general substrate transporter. The coding region runs from base 1 to 1356 and encodes 451 amino acids. Gene Ontology annotation, molecular function: transmembrane transporter activity. NCBI's taxonomy places the organism in Eukaryota, Fungi, Ascomycota, Eurotiomycetes, Eurotiales, Aspergillaceae. The record is from RefSeq and is a predicted model, not a curated record. Gene Ontology annotation, biological process: transmembrane transport. The transcript has 6 exons. Gene Ontology annotation, cellular component: membrane.